UAAAGCUAAGUACCAAUUUUAUAUCGUCAUGUUCUCUAUUUUUGCUUAUUCUAAAUUAUACACUUUGUAAUCAAAGCUAUUAAUUUUCUAUUGCUAUGUUUCUUUGUUGCAACUUGUAACAUAGAUAGAAACUUCAAUUUGAUCGCAAUUAUAGGUCAAACAUUUUAAUUUUAAGUAUGAGUAUUUAGACACUUCAACUUAUUUUUAUAACAUAGAAAUCUCCACAAAUAUAAAAUUAAGUUGGAGGUCAUAUUUUAUAUUCAAAUACCAUUAGCAUGUUGUGCAUUGACUCAUAAUCCCUCUGUUUUAGCUUCUUUUCAUUGCAUCAUUUCUUGGCUUUUCAUCUCUCAUUCUCAACAACUAUUCAUUUGUGGUGCAGCUAACCAUGUCUGAAUCACUAGCAGGAAAGAGGUUUCUUAUCGGUUACGCUCUUUCAUCUCAAAAGAUCAACACCUUUAUGAAAGAUUCUCUGGUCAUUCAUGCCCGAGAUCGAGGCGUUGAUCUCAUCCCCAUCGAUCUCGACAAGCCAUUGAUCGAACAAGGUCCCUUCGACUGCGUCAUUCACAAGCUAUAUGACACAGAGUGGAGGAAACAGCUCGAAGAAUUCUCCCUCCAGAGCCCUACUACACUCAUAAUUGACCCUGUAAAUGCCGUCGAGAAGCUCCAGAAUCGAGUCUCUAUGCUCGAAUUCGUCAACGAAUUGAAAAUCGAGCAUCUCGAAACUCCUUUACAGGUUUUCGUUUCGGACGAUUCAUCGGAAUCUCUGCAGGACGCUAUGACUCGUGAGGGCUUGAAGUUUCCCCUAAUUGCCAAGCCGUUGAUAGCAGAUGGCGCUGCGAAUUCACACCAAUUGUCUUUAAUCCUAAACCAAAAAGGAUUAACAAAAUUAAACCCUCCAAUUGUACUACAGGAAUUCGUGAACCACGGUGGAGUCAUUUUCAAAGUUUAUGUAGCAGGAGAUCACGUGAAAUGCGUGAAAAGGAAGUCACUAACCGAUAUCUCUGAAGAAAAACUGAACACUAGCACCUCAGAGAAUUACCAGGUAUCAAAUUUUUCUGCUCAAAAUCAGAGCGAUCACGAGAAUUUUGCAGAGCUCAUCAAGGCGGCAGAAAUGCCGCCUUUGAGCUUUGUAAACGAAGUGGCUAAUCGGAUGAGGGAUGCUCUGAAGCUGCAUCUAUUUAACUUUGAUAUGCUAAGGGACAGUAGAAUUGGAACUCGAUAUCUUGUAAUUGAUGUCAAUUACUUCCCUGGUUAUGCUAAGAUGCCCCAAUUCGAGACUGUGCUGACUGAUUUCUUCAUUGAUAUUGCACACCAGAAGCGAAACAGAGAGAGUGGUGACUCGGACCAGAUGGAGAAUAAGACCAAGGAUGCAGAUUCGAAUAGAAACAAUCUAUAACUAGGCUGAUUAUGAUUUGUUUUCAAGCGAAUCGAAGUGACAAAUGACUGAAUUGAUUCUAAUCAUUAGACUUUACUGUUUUAAUACGCAUGCAUGUAAGUGACCACAUGAGUGGUUUACGUCUCCCUUCUCCACAUCAACUUUUUAGGAAUAUGAUUUGGAUAAUUUUCACCUUGUGAACUGAUUUUUGAAGUUGGGUAUGACCAAAGUUUGAUCUUUUAACAUGUGUUAGGACGAAUAAA
Molecule: messenger RNA, 1638 nt
Organism: Solanum tuberosum (potato)
Lineage: Eukaryota; Viridiplantae; Streptophyta; Magnoliopsida; Solanales; Solanaceae
Product: inositol-tetrakisphosphate 1-kinase 1
Exons: 2
Coding region: 386-1396 (336 amino acids)
Biological process (GO): inositol trisphosphate metabolic process
Cellular component (GO): cytoplasm
Molecular function (GO): inositol-3,4,5,6-tetrakisphosphate 1-kinase activity; magnesium ion binding; inositol-1,3,4-trisphosphate 6-kinase activity
Source: RefSeq, a predicted model, not a curated record